UUGUGAGACUAUAUCACUAUCACAGUCAUGUCACUCUAUAGAAGUAUCUAGUUAUUAUUAUUAAAAGGGUCAGAAGGUGUGGGAGAGAUCAUUCUAAUAAACUUGUUUGAGCCAAUUGAGUUCAUCUCCAUGGCAGCUUACUCAGAUAAUAGUUAUAAGGAAGCCAUGGAAGAGAGCUUAUUACAACAGAGCAGUGAAGAAGAAAGAGAUGUUAUUAGGAGGAAUAAUGAGAUUGUUCUAACAUGGAAGGUGUUUUUUCAAGAAGUGAAGAGAUUGGGUUACUUAGCAGGACCACUUGCGGCAGUGGUUUCAUCUCAGUAUCUAUUACAGGUUAUUUCCAUUAUGAUGGUUGGUCACCUUGGAGAACUUGCUCUUUCCAGCUCUGCCGUAGCCAACUCUCUCUCUGUGGUCACUGGUUUGAGUGUUCUUAUGGGAAUGGCCAGUGCACUUGAGACCAUGUGUGGGCAAGCAUAUGGAGCCAAGCAAUAUAAGAAACUUGGGCUUCAUACUUACACUGCAAUAUUUUGUUUGUUCUUGGUUUGUAUUCCAUUAUCUUUGAUUUGGAUGUUCAUGGGAAAAAUACUAGUUUUCAUUGGUCAAGACCCUCUUAUUUCUCAUGAAGCUGGCAGAUUCAUAAAAUGGCUUAUUCCUGCUCUCUUUGCAUAUGCAACUCUUCAACCACUUGUUAGAUACUUUCAAACCCAAAGCAUGAUAGCUCCAAUGGUCAUGACCUCUUGUGGCAUACUUUGUUUCCAUAUUCCUCUAUGUUGGGUUUUAGUAUUCAAGUCUGGAAUGGGAAAUGUUGGAGGAGCAUUGGCCAUAAGUAUUUCUUACUGGUUAAAUGUCAUCAUACUCGGAUUCUAUGUAAAGUUUUCUCCUUCAUGUGAAAAAACUCGAGCUCCAAUUUCGAUGGAAAUAUUUCACGGGAUCAAAGACUUCUUUCGCCUGGCUAUCCCUUCUGCAAUAAUGAUCUGCCUGGAGUGGUGGUCAUUUGAGACGAUUAUUCUGAUGUCUGGGAUUCUACCAAAUCCACAGCUUGAAACUUCAGUUCUUUCUGUAUGCCUACAAACCAUCUCUACAUUAUAUUCAAUUCCAUAUGGAGUAGGUGCUGCAGUAAGUACAAGAGUUUCAAAUGAAUUGGGAGCUGGGAAUCCACAAGGAGCUAGUAUUGCAACCUUUGCUGCAAUGUUUCUGGCCAUAGCAGAGACAAGUAUAGUAGCCACAACCCUCUUCCUGUGCCGAGGCGUUUUUGGUUACACUUUCAGCAACGAAAAGGAGGUUGUGAACUAUGUCAUAGAAUUGGCUCCUCUGGUUUGUUUAUCUGUUGUACUAGACAGCAUACAAGGAGUCCUAACAGGUAUUGCUAGAGGAUGUGGGUGGCAGCACAUAGGAGCAUUCAUAAACCUUGGGUCAUUUUAUCUGUGUGGAAUUCCAAUAGCUGCCAUGUUGGGUUUUUGGGUACAAUUGAGAGGAAAGGGGCUCUGGGUUGGUAUACAAGUAGGUGCCUUUGUGCAAGUCACUUUGCUUUCUCUUGUCACUGGUUGUACAAACUGGGAAAAACAGGCAAGUAUGGCAAGGAAGAGAUUAUUUGGGGAUAGAUCAAAAAAUGACUUGGAGCAGUAGAAGAGCUGAAAAUACAAUUAUAAAAGUAUUUUUCUAUAUAUACAUUAAAAUUUAUUGCCAACUUUGAGCACAAAAUAAAAAUUUGGGAUUUUGAUUUAUAUGGAAGAAAAAAAAGCUAUAGAUCAGUUGCUUUA
Molecule: messenger RNA, 1757 nt
Organism: Humulus lupulus (European hop)
Lineage: Eukaryota; Viridiplantae; Streptophyta; Magnoliopsida; Rosales; Cannabaceae
Product: protein DETOXIFICATION 12-like
Exons: 7
Coding region: 130-1623 (497 amino acids)
Biological process (GO): xenobiotic detoxification by transmembrane export across the plasma membrane
Cellular component (GO): membrane
Molecular function (GO): antiporter activity; xenobiotic transmembrane transporter activity
Source: RefSeq, a predicted model, not a curated record